Molecule: messenger RNA, 1029 nt
Organism: Grus americana (Whooping crane)
Lineage: Eukaryota; Metazoa; Chordata; Aves; Gruiformes; Gruidae
Gene: TACR3
Product: tachykinin receptor 3
Exons: 4
Coding region: 7-1029 (340 amino acids)
Biological process (GO): G protein-coupled receptor signaling pathway; positive regulation of flagellated sperm motility
Cellular component (GO): sperm midpiece; plasma membrane
Molecular function (GO): tachykinin receptor activity
Source: RefSeq, a predicted model, not a curated record
UCCAAGAUGACUUCUGUCCCCACAGCAAACUGGAACGUGAGCAUGAGCAGCAGGUGGAACGUGAGCCUUGCUGCAGCGGGUGAUCCCUGGGGACAGGCGCUGGGAGCACCAGCUGGAAGCGCUUCUCCCCCUGUAGCAUCCUCAGCAGCUAACUUCUCCAAUCAGUUUGUGCAGCCCUCUUGGCGCAUUGCCCUGUGGUCUCUGGCAUAUGGUGGUGUCGUGGCAGUGGCCGUUUUUGGAAAUCUCAUUGUCAUCUGGAUUAUCCUGGCUCACAAGCGCAUGAGGACAGUGACCAACUACUUCCUGGUGAACCUGGCCUUCUCCGAUGCCUCCAUGGCUGCUUUCAAUACUCUCAUCAACUUCAUCUACGCACUGCACAGCGAGUGGUACUUUGGAGAGGCUUACUGCCGCUUCCACAACUUCUUCCCAAUCACAGCUGUCUUCGCCAGCAUCUACUCCAUGACAGCGAUAGCUGUGGACAGAUACAUGGCCAUUAUUGAUCCCUUGAAGCCUAGGCUCUCGGCAACUGCUACCAAGGUGGUCAUUGGGAGCAUAUGGAUUUUGGCUUUCUUGUUGGCCUUUCCCCAGUGCCUAUACUCCAUAACCAAGGUGAUGCCUGGGAGAACUCUUUGCUAUGUAGCAUGGCCAGGUGGUCCAAAACAACUUUUUCAUUGCAGGUAUCAUGUCAUUGUGAUUGUGCUGGUCUACUGCUUUCCACUGCUUGUCAUGGGCAUCACUUAUUCAAUAGUGGGAAUUACCCUCUGGGGAGGAGAAAUACCAGGCGACACAUCCAACAAAUAUCACGAGCAGCUCAAAGCUAAGAGAAAGGUGGUAAAAAUGAUGAUUGUGGUUGUGCUGACAUUUGCCAUCUGCUGGCUGCCUUACCACAUUUACUUCAUAGUUACUGGGAUCUACCAACAAUUAAAUCGGUGGAAAUACAUUCAACAAAUCUAUUUGGCCAGCUUUUGGCUUGCCAUGAGCUCUACAAUGUACAAUCCCAUUAUCUACUGCUGUCUGAAUAAGAGGUAA